Molecule: messenger RNA, 876 nt
Organism: Cariama cristata (Red-legged seriema)
Lineage: Eukaryota; Metazoa; Chordata; Aves; Cariamiformes; Cariamidae
Gene: SURF1
Product: surfeit 1
Exons: 8
Biological process (GO): mitochondrial respiratory chain complex IV assembly
Cellular component (GO): mitochondrion; membrane
Source: RefSeq, a predicted model, not a curated record
AUAUCACAUUGCUUGAUCAGAAGAACAUUUUUUGGAUAUUCCCUAACUAAGGCAGGUUCUGGCCUGGUCCAGCAGACUAAAGAUGUUGGUUUGAGGUUCUGUAGGCCACGAAGUUCUACAACAGCUGCUGACGCAUCUGGAGAGGACGUCUUACUCAAAUGGGGCCUUUUCCUGGUCCCUCUGACCACGUUCUCUCUUGGCACAUGGCAGGUUCAGCGACGAAAGUGGAAAUUAGAUUUGAUUGCGCAACUGGCAUCAAGAAUUACAGCAGAGCCCAUCCCUCUGACAUUAGAUCCCAUGGAAUUGAAGGAAUUGGAGUACAGACCAGUAAAAGUCAGAGGGCAUUUUGACCACUCCAAGGAGCUCUAUAUUUUGCCACGGUCACUUGUGGACCCUGAGCGAGAAGCCAGAGAAGCUGGGCAGCUGACAUCCCACCCGGAAAAUGGAGCAAACGUCAUUACUCCUUUCUACUGCACAGAGCUAGGGGUCACGAUUUUAGUCAACCGAGGAUUUGUGCCCAAAAAGAAAUUGAAACCGGAGACCAGGCUGAAGGGACAGAUUGAAGAUGAAAUUGAUCUCACUGGGGUGGUGAGGUUAUCAGAAACCCGGAAACCUUUUGUGCCUGAAAAUAACAUUGAGAAAAACCGCUGGCACUACCGUGACCUGGAGGCUAUGGCAAAGGUGUCCGGCGCUGAGCCCAUCUUUAUUGAUGCAGAUUUCAGAAGCACAGUCCCAGGGGGACCCAUCGGAGGCCAGACAAGAGUGAGCUUGAGAAAUGAGCACAUGCAGUACAUCAUCACCUGGUAUGGCUUAUGUGCUGCAACUUCAUUCUUGUGGUACAGAAAAUUUAUACAAAAGAUACCUCUGUAAGGGCAA